Salvia splendens (bonfire salvia) is the source of this 3115-nucleotide messenger RNA. Its product is annotated as uveal autoantigen with coiled-coil domains and ankyrin repeats. The transcript is spliced from 4 exons. The record is from RefSeq and is a predicted model, not a curated record. NCBI's taxonomy places the organism in Eukaryota, Viridiplantae, Streptophyta, Magnoliopsida, Lamiales, Lamiaceae. Bases 553 to 2979 code for a protein of 808 amino acids.
AGAGAGAGAUUGACAACCAGGCCAACCUGGAAAGAUCACAAUACACAUAAACUGUUUGAUAAAAUACCAGAGAGAUUUAGGACUGCUUUGUACCUCUGUUUUUUCGAGUGUCCGUGUUGACAAAGCUGCCAAGAAUCUGGCCCAUCUUGCUUCGCACAUUCAGAAACAUCAACUGAACCAAGAUUAAGGAAAAUGUGAAGCGAAAAAGGUGUUCCUAAAAAGUUGGUUUUCAUGGGCCAACUCUGGAAAUUAGAAAAGAGAGAUAUUAUAGUAGGCGUAGGUGAAUAAUCAGGGUGUUUUUUUCCCACUUAUAUUUCAGUUUGUUAGACACUUUUUAACAGAACUUCAGAGCUCACACGUGGAGAAAGCCAUGAUUUUUGAGGGUUCAUCAAGGAUUAAAUUCUUCACUUUUCUGUUUCUGCUGCUUGGUUUAGUUGAAAAGGGGAAUUGAGGGUUCUUGCUUAGCUGAGAGAUGGCAGAGAAGAGUGUUUGAUGAGCAAUUGGCCUCAAUUCUUAUUUGGGCUGGUCUUAUAAUUGUUGGGUGAUGGUCUGAUGAUGGAUGAGAAGGGAAUGUCAGGUUCCAUCGCCGUCGUAUCCAAGGACAGGAUCGAUACGUUGUAUCCGAUGUUGUUUGGUGUUUCUUGUGCAUUUUUUGCUCUGAGGCUGCUGCCACAGCCUGAACUGUGUGAUGAUAAGUGGUCACUAGUUAGAACUAGAAUGCUUGAAGGGAGUAGUCAUCUCUUAGGAUUACUCGUGUGGAGGGUUCAAAGGGAUGAGGCGGAGAGUAUAAAAUCCGACCUUCUUCAGAAGCUCGCGGAUGCAGAGAAACAGGUUGAAGAAUUGAAGAAGAGAAGAAGCGAGGAUGCAAGAGCCAACGAGAAAGUUGUGAGAAUAGUUGCCACUCGGGAGCAGAGCUGGUCCGAUGAGAGAAAGAAGCUCAGGCAGCAAAUCGGCGGCCUUAUGAAUGAUUUGAGAGUUGUGAAGAUGAAGAGUGAAAGAUCAAUUGCUGAAUUGAAUAAAAAAUUGAAGGAAAAUGAAGCUAUUAUGCAUUUGAAAGACAAAUCCGUCGAGGAAGUGGAGCUCAAGAGAGUGGAAAUUGAAGGAAAAGUGAAGAAGGCUGAGAAUCUUGUGGAAGAGAUGAGAGAGAACGCACAGCGUGAAGCUCAACGCCAUGCCACUGAAAUCUUGAAGCAUAAGACAGCAUUCAUUGAGCUCGUAUCCAGUCAGAGACAGCUUGAAGCAGAGAUGAGUCGGGCUGUUAGGCAGGUCGAGGUAGCAAAGCAAGAGCUUGAUUCAGUUUUGGAUCAGAAAGAGCAGGCCGUCUUGAUGGCACAGAAACUGUCAAGGGAAAUUGUUAAAAUGCGUCAAGAAUUGGACCAGAAAGACCAGAUUUUGUCGACUAUGCUGAGAAAAUCGAAACUAGAUACAGCUGAGCUCUUAAAGGAAGUAAAAUCAUCCAAGACGAAGAGACAGCAAUCUGAGCUAGAAACAGCACGAUGGAAGACAGUUUCUGACUCUAAACACGAUAGGCAAUCAGUAAGGAACAUGUUGUCCAAGCAUGUAACUGUAAAGUCAGAUAUAUUCUCAGGCGGAAAAGGCGGGCAAUUUAAGGCUACAGUGUCACUGGAUGCUGGAAACCGCAGAAUAGCAGAGGAUGAUCAUCGCAAGUUUGAGCAACCAGAAGCUAAUCUAAUAAACGGCCCGUAUUUUACUGCACGGACUGAUGAACCACAGUCCAAGGUUGAUUUCGACCGCUUGGAGAACUGGGCGAACUCGGAGGCAGUGAUUGCACUUCAGCAAAGGCAUAACCUUGAAAUAGAUGCUUUUGUGGAUGAAUUAAGGCUCAAGGACGAAAAGUUGGAAGCUUUGCGUUGGCGUUUGUUGAGCAUGGAAAUAGAGUUCAAGAGGUUGCAGUCACACAUCGAAGGGACGGAUCAUGAGAUUAUACAGCUGAGGAAGGAGAACAUGAGGCUCGAAGCUCUACUGCUGGACCGCGAGACAGAAUUACAUUCAUUAAAAAAGCAGCUAUUGAUGCAAUUCAAUCCUCCAAAUCUCCAAAAGCUGAACUUCGAAUCCUCUCCACCCGACGCAGCUGUGGAACAUAACACGGUAUGGUCGAGCGUCAAGGUCAUCAAAAGGAAACCAGGGAAGCGAAGGCAAGAGAUGAAGGUUACUACGGAAGAAAUUCCUCCAGCAGCCGAGAAUGAAAAGGUGCAUGAAAUUCCGGCUGAUGAGCAGCUCAAGGAUAUAGUUCUGACGCUUAAAUACCCGCAUAAGGAGAUCCAAGAUGGCAAAGCUGCAUACCUAGAACCUAAUCAUGUCAGACAGGGAAGUCUUGGUUCAGAUGACACAGCGAAUGUCGAAACAACGACAUCAGCAGGCGAAGGAACAAGUAAAAAAAGUAACUCUACGUUGAAGUUGGAUAUCCAUGCUCUUGGAGUCUCGUACAAGAUCAAGAGACUCAAGCAGCAAUUUCUAAUGCUUGAGAGGUUGAUGGGGAAGCAAGAAGACAGCAAAAACAACAACACAGAUGUUGCAGUGAAGGCAUUAUAUGCCUUCACAUCACUCCUAAAUAAGCAGGCUGAUCGAUACCAGUCACUUCAGGGGAAAAUCGAUGAACUCUGUCAAAGAAUGGAUGAGAAAAACCUGAAUCUGAGCUGCCGGGGCUCUGCUGUUGCAAGAACAGACGAUGAAACCAAAAGGCUUGAGCACUUUCUUGAAGAAACCUUUCAAUUACAGAGAUAUACAGUUGCCACAGGACAAAAACUGAUGGAGGUUCAAACCAAGAUUGCCUCUGGAUUUGUUGAUUUUGCAGAAAAGAUCGAUCAACCUGAGAGCUUCGACAUGAAGAGAUUUGCAGAUAGUAUCAGAACACUCUUCAGAGAAGUUCAGAGGGGCCUUGAAGUUCGAAUUUCUCGAAUUAUCGGUGAUCUUGAGGGAACCCUAGCAUGUGAUGGUAUCAUACAUCUCAAAAAAUAGCAUGGAAACUGUUAAUAAUGAGAGGAUGAGGCCAAUAGUAUAGUUUCUUAUGUCUCACUGUAGAAUUUCUAAUGUAAUGCAAACACUGGUAGUCUACCCAUUUUCAGUCUUUUCUAAUUUUUCAUUUCACAUAUUA